Molecule: messenger RNA, 2143 nt
Organism: Vigna umbellata (rice bean)
Lineage: Eukaryota; Viridiplantae; Streptophyta; Magnoliopsida; Fabales; Fabaceae
Source: RefSeq, a predicted model, not a curated record
CUAUGUUAAUCUACACUGUCUGGUUUACACUUAGGAAUGAUUUUUUUUUAUUCUGUUUUAGUUUCUAUUUUUUUAUGGUUUUUUCCCCUAUAUAUUUAUUACCUUUCCUGUAUCUCCUUUGAUAAUAAGUUUUUCACAUCUUUCUCAUCCUUUCUUUUCCCGGGUCUCUCCUUCCUCUUUUCUCUCCUUUAUUAGCUUUCUUCUUUCACUAUUGCAUAAUAAUUAUGUGAUGGUAUCGGAAGAAAUUUCCGCUGUUUUCUAACUUUCUGCAUCCUUGUUCUUAUUUUUUUUUCUCCCUUUUUAAUGGCAACCACUUAAUCCCAUCUCUUAAGCCAUGAUAACAUCCAUUCAUAUCUUUACCUUCACCCCAAUGAAAACCCUGUCAUAUCCCUUGUAUCAUCCGUUCUUAACACCACAAAUUAUCAUUCCUGGAGCAUAUCUUUCGUUACGGCUCUUUCUUCCAAGAACAAGGUAGAAUUUGUUCUUGGAUCAGCUAUUCAACCUGCAAAAACGGAUGCUUUCUUCCCUGUUUGGAUCUGCUGCAAUAGUAUGGUGGUUUCAUGGCUCCUGCAUUUUGUUUCUCCUUCCAUCCGUGAAAGCUUAAUAUGGAUGGAUCAUGCUGUUGAUAUAUGGAAUGACUUGAAAAAUCGAUUUGCCCAAGGUGAUCUUGCUCGCAUUUCAACAUUACAAAUGGAAGCUGCCACCAUGUCCCAAGGCGAGCUCUCCGUCACCGAAUUCUUCACCAAACUCAGAGUUAUUUGGGAUGAACUUGACAACUUCCGUCUAGAUCCCGUCUGCAUUUGUCAGCACAAAUGUUCUUGUACAGUUUCUUUGAUACUCUCUCAACGGAAACAUGAAGAUCGUGCCAUGCAACUCUUACGAGAUUUUUUUUCACUUGUUAUUCAACAAGAACGUCAAUUAGUGACCGACCAUGUUACUACCCCUGUGAAAACCAAUUCUUUUUCUAAUCUCUCUUCUUCACCGAACGGUUCUACUCUUGUUACUUGCACCUACUGCAAUCGGGUUGGUCAUCAAGAAAACACCUGCUUCAAAAAACAUGGUUUUCCUAGUCAAGAUCACCGUUCGGUCAAAACUACAAAUAAUAAUACUCGUAAAAUCUGCACUUAUUGUCAUAAAACUGGGUACACCAUAGAUGUUUCCUUCAAGAAACAUGGCUAUCCUCCUGGUCAUAAACCCUUCAACAACAAGAUCGGCCAGAUUCACAAUGUUGUUUCAUCCACUCAUGGUGAUCGUCAACCGAACGACUUGGAUCAAGAACGACCUUCUGCCGAGACUGUUCAACUCACACCUCAGCAAUAUCAGAUUCUCGCAGAAUUAUUCAAACAAUAUGAGCCUAACGGUUCUAAUGUGCACAUUAAUCAAGUCGGAACACUCUCCACAAACACUUCUCCAGGUAAUAUUGUUUCAGCUCUUCAAGUGCAUUCUGUUAAUACUUGGCUUCUUGAUUCUCGUGCCACCGAUCAUAUUUGCAUCUCUUUAAAAUUCUUUUCUUUUUACCAAAAGAUUAUUCCUAUUCCCGUAACUUUACCAAAUGGCAAAAUUAUACAUGCUCAUUAAAAGGAUACCGUUCGGUUCAAUCCUAAGUUUUGUCUUUCUAUUGUCCUCUGUAUUCUUGAUGUUUCUUUCAAUCUUAUCUCUGUUUCACAGCUUAUUGCAAAUCUUAUUUGCACAUUAAUUUUUUCUCCUUCUGGCUGCAUUAUGCAGGACACACAAAGUCAAGAGAAGAUUGGUUUGAUUAGACAUCACAAUGGCUUAUAUUUUUUUGACUCAACUGCCUGUAAACAUGAUACUAGUUGUAAUUCUUUAAUUUGCUCUAUUCAGAAUCCAAACUUAUGGCAUGCUCGUCUUGGACACCUUUCAAAUGACAGGUUACAUCUUUUAAAAACCAAACAUGCUUAUAUACAAAAUGAUACUCAGAUUCCUAUGAUGCGUGUCAUCGAACUAAACAAAAGAAACUCCCUUACACUACUAGUAAAUCUCAUUCAUUGUCUUCUUUUGAUCUGUUGCACAUUAAUAUAUGGGGUCCUUGUAUUGCUUCUAUGAAUUGUUUUAAAUACUUGUUAACUAUAGUUGAUGAUUUUUCUCGCUACACCUGGGUUAUACCUAUGUUAGAUAAAUCUUC